Molecule: messenger RNA, 618 nt
Organism: Cornus florida
Lineage: Eukaryota; Viridiplantae; Streptophyta; Magnoliopsida; Cornales; Cornaceae
Exons: 2
Coding region: 1-501 (166 amino acids)
Source: RefSeq, a predicted model, not a curated record
AUGGUGGCGGCAUCCAAUGUUUAUCUUAGUCUUAGGAAAAAGCAAAAGGAUAGGAAUAAAGGAAAAGUAAUAAAAGUUUCUAGUGCUGAAAAUUCUGUUUUAAGUGAUAAUGAUUCUCCUCAUGAUGAUUGCAAUGAUUUAUCUUAUGUCGCUUUUCUCGAAAAAGGUCCUCAUAUUGUUACUUUAUCUGACUCUGAUAUUUCAGUUAAUGAAGACAAUGAAGUUUGUGAUGAACAUGUACAAGAGGAUGAAAAGGAUAAUGAAAGAUUGAAGAAGAUGGUCGAAGAAACCAUUGAAGUCAAACAGGCUAUCAAAAAGUUAACAAAGGAAAUUAUCCAAGCAAAAGGGGAGAAUGAAGAUCUAAGAAAACAUAUUAAUGAGGGAAAAAGAAAAGCUUUUGAAAGCAAUUCAGUCAUCACUGAGCUUAAUGAUAAGAUUAUUAUUCUUGAAGAGAAGGACUUCGGAGAUGUUAUAGCAAGAGAUGUGCAUCCACAGACAUAGAUGUAGUUAGGAUUAUAAUUUUUGUUAAAGCUAUGUAGUCAUGGUCAUGGAUGCCUUACUUUUGUAAUCGAACUCUUUGGGAAUUAUAUGUAAUGAGCAUGUAUGACUUGAUCUUCA